Molecule: messenger RNA, 600 nt
Organism: Metarhizium acridum CQMa 102
Lineage: Eukaryota; Fungi; Ascomycota; Sordariomycetes; Hypocreales; Clavicipitaceae
Source: RefSeq, a predicted model, not a curated record
AUGGCUAGAAACUUCCCAGACGAAAAUAUGGGACGGUUCGAAAUGGACCCGAUGCGCAAGCCACCAGAUGCGUCGUCUUUUCAUGCCCAUCGGCAACAUGAGACAACUCGCCGGGGAGCCGUGAGCUGUGGCAUAGAUGGAAGUCCGUAUCCCCAAGGCUCGCCAAACCGCCACGUCUAUCUUGCGGCUCGCUCUUUCGGCAUCCUAUGCUCCAUUGCUCUAACUAUUUUGGCAUCCAUCACCCUCUCUGUGGUUCCUCGUGGAAAAUGGGGUGCGGCCGUGCUGAGCCCAUGCAUUUCCACCCUAUUGACAAGCUCCUUUGAGGUGUGGUGUAUCCUUGGUGCUAAUCGCCGGUCACAUUAUUGGAGAAGAGUGCUCUAUGAUGGCGCUUUGGGCAUCGGAUACGCUAUCGCAUUCGGGUUUCUGGUCUCUUUCACGAGACCCGACAUCUCCAGAUCCGAUCCGAAAGCUGCAAGCUCAGCUGCAGUUGGGAUUGCGAUAUUAAUUCUCAUGGUGGUCGAGCUGCUGCUUCAGAUUGUGUUUACGUGGUCCGGGAUAAGAGAGCUGCUUCGCAUUCGAAAUGUCCAGACCUCCGGAUAA